UUCCUCCCCACAGUGCUCUCAGGUGACAGGCCUGCAGGUCCCGCCCCGGCCCGCCCCGCCGCGUAUUCGGGAGAUCCAGUCCGAGGCUCCGAAAGCAGCCCCCGCCGUCGGUGCUUGGACCCCCGCUCCAGAACCCGUUGCUCGCCAUGACCGCCGUGCCCGUGCCCCGCAGCCUGUUCAUUCUCCUCCAGGUGCUGUGGCUCGCCCUGGCUCAGAUCAGAGGUCCACCAGGGGAGCCGGGUCCUCCAGGGCCACCAGGGCCACCAGGAGUGCCUGGUUCGGAUGGCAUCGACGGUGACAAGGGGCCUCCAGGUAAAGUUGGUCCUCCGGGAUCCAAAGGAGAGCCCGGCAAACCUGGUCCAGAUGGUCCAGAUGGGAAACCUGGCAUUGAUGGUUUAAUGGGAGCCAAGGGAGAGCCUGGUCCCAUGGGGACCCCUGGAGUUAAGGGCCAGCCUGGGCUCCCAGGGCCCCCUGGCCUGCCGGGCCCUGGUUUUGCUGGACCUCCCGGACCACCUGGACCUGUUGGCCUCCCUGGUGAGAUUGGAACCCCAGGCCCCAAGGGGGAUCCAGGACCAGAGGGACCAUCAGGGCCCCCAGGACCCCCUGGGAAACCAGGCCGACCAGGAACCAUCCAGGGCUUGGAAGGGAGUGCGGAUUUCUUGUGUCCAACCAACUGUCCAGCUGGUGUGAAGGGUCCCCAGGGUCUGCAAGGAGUGAAGGGUCAUCCAGGCAAACGGGGGAUUCUGGGUGAUCCUGGUCGCCAGGGGAAGCCAGGUCCCAAGGGAGAUGUGGGUGCCUCUGGAGAGCAAGGUAUCCCUGGACCACCGGGCCCCCAAGGCAUCAGGGGCUACCCAGGCAUGGCAGGACCCAAGGGAGAGAUGGGUCCUCGUGGAUAUAAAGGCAUGGUGGGCUCCGUUGGGGCUGCUGGGCCACCGGGUGAAGAAGGCCCAAGGGGGCCACCAGGCCGAGCCGGUGAGAAGGGGGAUGUGGGGAGCCAAGGUGCCCGAGGACCCCAGGGGAUAACAGGCCCAAAGGGAAUAACCGGCCCGCCAGGCAUUGAUGGAAAGGAUGGGACCCCAGGCAUUCCUGGCAUGAAGGGCAGUGCAGGACAAGUGGGACGGCCAGGAAGCCAAGGCCACCAGGGUUUAGCGGGUGUGCCGGGUCAGCCUGGAACAAAAGGAGGUCCUGGAGACAAGGGUGAACCAGGCCAGCAGGGCUUGCCGGGAGUCUCUGGUCCCCCUGGGAAAGAAGGGGAGCCAGGGCCUCGAGGAGAAAUUGGUCCACAGGGCAUCAUGGGACAGAAGGGCGACCAGGGUGAGAGGGGGCCAGUGGGACAGCCAGGCCCUCAAGGACGACAGGGCCCCAAGGGAGAGCAGGGCCCUCCAGGAAUUCCAGGACCCCAAGGCUUGCCAGGCAUCAAAGGAGAUAAGGGUUCUCCAGGGAAGACCGGGCCCCGAGGCGGAGUGGGUGACCCAGGGGUGGCCGGCCUCCCGGGAGAGAAAGGAGAGAAGGGCCAGUCAGGCGAGCCAGGGCUUAAGGGACAGCAAGGAGUCCGUGGAGAGACCGGCUACCCCGGCCCCAGUGGAGAUGCUGGUGCCCCAGGAGUGCAGGGCUACCCCGGGCUUCCCGGGCCCCGAGGACUGGUGGGAGAUCGAGGCGUGCCAGGACAACCCGGGAGACAGGGUGUGGUGGGCCGAGCUGCCAGUGACCAGCAUAUCGUGGAUGUGGUGCUGAAGAUGAUUCAAGAGCAACUUGCCGAGGUAGCUGUGAGUGCCAAGCGAGAAGCCCUAGGUGCAGUAGGGAUGGUGGGUCUUCCAGGACCUCCUGGGCCCCCUGGAUAUCCAGGCAAACAGGGGCCCAAUGGGCAUCCCGGUCCCCGAGGCAUUCCUGGCAUCGUGGGAGCAGUGGGUCAGAUUGGCAACACUGGACCCAAGGGAAAGCGUGGAGAGAAGGGGGAUCCAGGAGAAAUGGGUCGUGGCCAUCCCGGGAUGCCUGGGCCCCCAGGGAUCCCAGGUCUUCCUGGCCGGGCUGGUCAGGCAAUCAAUGGCAAGGAUGGGGACCGAGGAUCCCCAGGGGCUCCAGGAGAGGCCGGGAGACCUGGCCGGCCAGGCCCAGUGGGGCUACCAGGUUUCUGUGAGCCUGCCGCAUGCCUGGGAGCUUCAGCCUAUACCUCUGCUCGCCUCACAGAGCCUGGGUCCAUCAAGGGGCCAUGAGCAACCAGCCAGGACAGAGCCUAUUAGCAUCUAGGGUCACCUCUGGGUGGACAUGUACUCCAGACCCAGGAGGCUAGAUUUCUCAGGAUCUUGUCUGGAAACUCAAGAUCCAGGGGUCCUGAAGACAAGUUCAGUGAGGGAGGGGUUGGGAGAGAGAGAGCACGGGAGUAAAGGUGACGCCAACAGAGCAAGUAUUGGAGAGUCACCCCUCCCAAGGGAAGAGGGUAGUUUUUCUUCCUGGAGUACAAACUACCCCUCACCCAUGCCAUUCAGCAUUGGGCCAUCCCACCCUCUGGGCAGGGGGGCUGACGCUUCUGGUGGUCCUUACCCCAUUCUUACUCUCUGGACUUAUUUUUAUUGGGUGUCUGUUGGGGGAAAAGUACCCUGAGGUGGCAGUCCUUAGGCCAACCCUGCUAUUGCCUGUCUCCCAUCCCAGUAUUUAAACACCCAUCUCCCCUGUUUUGGCAUCACUCUUUCCCAGUCCCUUUUGCCCAUACCACUCUGGCCUUCGUGUAAAUAAAAGUUCCUAAGUUGGUUACAAAGUGA
This is a messenger RNA of Mus pahari (shrew mouse), 2759 nucleotides long. RefSeq names its product collagen type IX alpha 2 chain (gene Col9a2). Bases 147 to 2213 code for a protein of 688 amino acids. NCBI's taxonomy places the organism in Eukaryota, Metazoa, Chordata, Mammalia, Rodentia, Muridae. The transcript has 32 exons. The record is from RefSeq and is a predicted model, not a curated record.